AUGGGUGAUAAGGGCUCUCUAGGCGAGUCUGCUGGGUCUGAAAUAGAGCAGGUUCAUGGUGAUGAGCAUACUCGGGGACUGCAGACAGUUGAGGUCUACAGGACAGCUGUCGAUCCCAAACAUGCGAGUAAACUAAUAAAAGCUGUGUGUCAGCAGUAUCCAUUAGAGGACCUUGCGCAUCUCAAACGGGUAAAGAAAGAACAGUCUGAUAAUGGUACAAUUUUAUCGGUUCUCCUUGCACCAACAAACUCGUCCACUCAGCCUGAACUAGAACAGUUUUUGUCUGAUAACGAGAUUCCUUAUGGACCUAUAAGCACUUCUCAGGUGUCCCGUUAUGCUGCUGUCACUCGUGAGCAGUUUGACGAAUGGAAGCAACUUUGGCCCAUGAACUUCCACCCACAUUCUGGCAAGGAAAACGUUUCGUUGACGCAAGAGGAAGUAGCAAGCGCACAAACUUGGAUGCGACAUGCGUUGGAAGAAUCCAAAGUAUUGCGAGCACAAGGCAAAAUCGUGAAUGUAGCCAUUAUAGUUGCCCCGAUCACCAACUCUAAAAUUGCAUCGUCGACCGAUACCCGUAACGAUCACCCACUCCACCAUGCCGUCAUGAAUUGUAUCGCCCUUGUCGCCGAAAGAGAGCGCAAAAAGCGCGAGAGCGAAUCGACAAUCGCAGAUAGUGGGAUCCACGAAGAUUGUAAUGGUGAACUUGCAAAUUGCACCAAACAAUUUGUUGGAACAGGAAAGAGGAGAAAGCUAAUGGACGGCGAAGCCGAGAGUCGUUUGCUGACCGUUGUAAAUCCUGCAGCUGGAGCAGAUAAAUCAGGCUAUCUUUGUAGCGGUCUUGACCUAUAUCUUAUAAACGAACCCUGCGCCAUGUGUUCUAUGGCAUUAGUGCAUUCUCGUAUUGCCCGCGUGUUUUACGCAAUUCGUCAGUGCCACGGAGGCCUGGGUAGUGCUUACAAGAUUCACGUUCACCCGUCCCUGAAUCACCAUUUCAAAGUUUACCGCGAUCUGUGCAAAGCGGAAGCAUUGGCCGCUAUAGGGGAGGUGACUCAAAGCUGA
This is a messenger RNA of Spizellomyces punctatus DAOM BR117, 1059 nucleotides long. RefSeq lists its product as uncharacterized. The coding region runs from base 1 to 1059 and encodes 352 amino acids. The transcript is spliced from 5 exons. Gene Ontology annotation, cellular component: cytoplasm; nucleus. NCBI's taxonomy places the organism in Eukaryota, Fungi, Chytridiomycota, Chytridiomycetes, Spizellomycetales, Spizellomycetaceae. The record is from RefSeq and is a predicted model, not a curated record. Gene Ontology annotation, molecular function: tRNA-specific adenosine-34 deaminase activity.